Molecule: messenger RNA, 1041 nt
Organism: Tauraco erythrolophus (red-crested turaco)
Lineage: Eukaryota; Metazoa; Chordata; Aves; Musophagiformes; Musophagidae
Source: RefSeq, a predicted model, not a curated record
AUGGGGGCGCAGGCACUGGAGCUCUCCCGCAAACCCCACGUCGUCAUCGCGACGCCCGGCAGGCUGGCGGAUCACCUCCGCAGCUCCAGCACGUUCAGCCUGAAGAAGCUCAAGUUCCUGGUUCUGGAUGAAGCCGACCGCCCGGCGCGCAGGCAGACGCUGCUGUUCAGCGCCACGCUCACCGACACGCUGAAGGAGCUGCAGAGCCUGGCGGCCAACAGCCCGUUCUUCUGGGAGGCGGCGUCUGAGGUGCGGACGGUGGAUGAGCUGGACCAGCGCUACUUGCUCGUUCCCGAAGUAGCCAAGGAUGCGUACCUCGUCCAGUUAGUCCAGACCUUCCAGGACGAGCACCAAGACUGGUCCAUCAUUAUCUUCACCAAAACCUGCAAGGACUGCCAGGUCUUGAACAUGAUGCUGAGGAAAUACAACUUCCGUUCCGUGGCUCUGCACUCCAUGAUGAAACAGCGGCAGCGGUUUGCGGCUUUGGCGAAGUUCAAGUCCAGCAUCUUCAAGAUUCUCAUCGCCACCGACGUUGCUGCCAGGGGGUUACAAGUUGUCAUCAACCACAACACUCCCGGCCUGCCAAAAAUCUACAUUCACCGGGUCGGCCGGACAGCCCGUGCGGGCCGGAAAGGAAUCGCCAUCACGCUGGUGACGCAGUAUGACAUCCACCUGGUCCACGCUAUCGAGGAGGAAAUCAAACUGAAGCUGCAGGAGUACUCCGUGGAGGAGCGGUUGGUGCUUGACAUCCUCACCCAAGUGAACGUCACCAGGAGGGAAUGUGAGAUAGAACUGGAGGGAAUGGAUUUUGAUGAGAAGAAAGAAAUAAAUAAGCGGAAACAAAUGAUCCUUGAAGGAAAGGAUCCAGAUCUGGAGGCAAAAAGGAAGGCAGAGCUAGCCAAGAUCAAGAAGAAAAACAAGCAGUACCGUGAGAAGGUCCAGCAGACAAUGCAGAAGAAAAAGCAACUGCAGCUGAAGAGGAAGCUGCAGAAGAAGACGGAGCGGCAGCGGAACAAACUGCACGCUGCGGAAGACAAGUAG